AUCGAAUUAACUGAACAGGCACUAGAUUCAAUUUCCCGCCACUGUUUUGUUUUUCCUUUUUUGCCUACUUUCUCAAACAAAUUACGGAGUACUUCUAUCUUCUUCUUCUUCUUCUUCUUCCUCUUCCUCUCUCUCCUCUUCUUUUCCUCUCUUUCUCCUUCUCUUCCUCCUCAAUAGUCUUUCGUUAUUCCAUACUUUGCGCUCGCUCGUUACUCGCUUCUUUCGGGCUCUCAAAAAGUACACUUAACGUCUGUCUCUACAUCAAUCAGCUCAACCGUCAAGAUGAAGUUCAACAGCGCUCUCGCUCUCUCCUCACUCCUGGUGCUCGCCGUGGCCCAGGACACCAACUCCACCUCCACUGCCACCGCUGCCACCGCGACUGCCAGUCUCACUGCUCAGGCCAAGUGCGCCGAGUCCUGCGCCUCGAGCGACAUCUGCUGCAUUGCCAAGUGCUACAAUGUCCCGUGCCCCAACGACUCUCAGGCCAACGACACCACCAGCUGCGUUGCCGCCUGCCCCCAGGGUAACGGGUCCACCAGCGACACCGACGCCUACGCCAGCUGCCAGAGCCGUUGCGUGAGCAGCUACUUUUGGUCCAGCGCUACUGCCACCGCCGGCUCCUCCGCCAGCACCGCCAGCUCCAACGAUGGUACCACCACAACCGGCAGCGGCAGCAAGUCCUCCUCCACCGGUUCCAGCAAGUCCGGCUCCUCGGACUCGACCAGCACCGCCACCAGCACCGGCGCCUCCUCCAGCGAGACCUCCAACUCGGCCGCCAUCACUCAGCUGAAGAUGGGUGUCUCCACCGUUGGUCUCCUGGGCUUCGUGCUCGCCGCCUGGGCUCUGUAAAUCUCCCCCGUUCUGUAAAUAGACGGGACGAGAUAUCACACAAGCCUAAAUCUAAUCAAACGGCACACACAAACGUUUUUGUCUCAGUACAUAUGGGAAAUUGAAUGAAUGAGGGCGGGCAGGAAGGGAAACAUGAAUCACAGUUCUUUGUUGCACGCUAAUGGGAUAUCACACUUCACACACACACAGCCUUUGCUUUUUUACUUCUACUCUUGCACACACACUUCAUUGAUGUUGUCAUAAUAGCUUACUACCUUGAUUUGUCUGUCACUAAUACUACCCACAAGCGCUUCACUUAGCAAGAACUACUAGUAUUAUUGUAUAACAAUCAUAUCUGUGUCGCAGUUUGUCCUAUCUUGCCUUUCCCUAUAUAAAUACCGUUCUUUGUACCAUAACGAUGUUUAUUUCCAGGUGGGAAAAGGUCGAACGCCUACCCAUUAGCCUCCAAGAAUCAGGUGCUGUGCUGUGCUGUAGUCCCAACCCCAUCAUG
Messenger RNA from Aspergillus uvarum CBS 121591, 1339 nucleotides. RefSeq lists its product as uncharacterized. Lineage: Eukaryota; Fungi; Ascomycota; Eurotiomycetes; Eurotiales; Aspergillaceae. The coding region runs from base 283 to 849 and encodes 188 amino acids. The transcript is spliced from 3 exons. The record is from RefSeq and is a predicted model, not a curated record.